GCACUGGACAAUCCCCACUAUGUCGACAUGCUUUCUUACAAGAAGUUAUUUAGAUACAAAUUUCUCUGCUAAAGUGGUGUUGUGAUUCUGAAGCAGUGUGUUAUAGUUACGUUGAAGGGACUACAUCACAACGACGAUGUUACAUCUGACAAUAGUUCCGUUAGUCAUCAUGGCUCAUUUAAUUCACGGUUUUCCGAAAACCGUAGAGACGGAAUUACCCAAUUAUCCCAGACAAGUCCACUCUCGAGGAUUCAACCAAAAAUCUCCUUCUCCCUUCACUUCACAAGUCGAAUAUGAAGAUACGCGUCCAUCUGCUACUCAAGAACAACCCGCAAAUUACCCUUUUGUUUACCAGAAUGCAAUUCCGGUUAAACAGAAAGUCCAGCAGGUAGUUCGAGGUAACAGAAACGGACCACAACAAUUUGCCAAUCAAAAAGACGGACUCAGAGAGAAAAACCCAAAACAAUUGGAAGAAGAGGAAAUCGAGGAACCGGACAGGUUAAGUCUCUUGUUGCCAAAUUCAAAAUUUGUGUGUGAUGGUAAAAAUACUGGAUAUUAUGCUGAUGAGGAUUUAGGAUGCGAGGUGUUCCACUAUUGCCAAGACAACGCCAAACAUUCGUGGAUAUGCCCCGAAGGGUUUACUUUCCAUCAAGUCCAUCUUAUUUGCAUGCCUCCAGGUGGUGACAAUAUUUGUGAAAAGUCGUCACAAUUUCAUUUUGUUAAUGACUACCUUUACAAACCCGUUAAUUUAGAAGAAUAUCAACAAAAACCCAACGUAUCUUUAAGAUACUCUGAAAGGUUUUAUCCUGAAAACUAUUACCAAGAGCGGGAAAAUGAUCAAGAAAAUCGUCAGCCUAAUCACCACAGAAACUCUGUGAGGGUCCAACAGGAAGAACCUGAACAAGUACACCGACCCACAUUUAGACCCGAACCUUCUCUAAGUCAAGUAUUUAGGUCUCCAAAUGAAGUAAAUAUACCUCUCCAACAGAGAAGACCGCAGUAUUUAACACAGCGGUUUUUUUCCCAAAAAUAAGUGACUUAAUUUUAAAGUUAUUACGUUAGAUAUUUAUCAAAAAUGAGAACAAGCCUGAAAUAUACGAGUAGCGUAUAUCAUUUGAAAUUGUAAUUAAUGUUGCGAUCAGACUUUGUAAUGAUGUUUGUUUAAUUGAGUAAUAAAAUUUAAAAUAAA
Messenger RNA from Tribolium madens (black flour beetle), 1189 nucleotides. RefSeq lists its product as uncharacterized. Gene Ontology annotation, cellular component: extracellular region. Lineage: Eukaryota; Metazoa; Arthropoda; Insecta; Coleoptera; Tenebrionidae. The transcript is spliced from 4 exons. The record is from RefSeq and is a predicted model, not a curated record. The coding region runs from base 137 to 1033 and encodes 298 amino acids. Gene Ontology annotation, molecular function: chitin binding.